Messenger RNA from Sphaerulina musiva SO2202, 921 nucleotides. RefSeq lists its product as uncharacterized. Bases 1 to 921 code for a protein of 306 amino acids. The record is from RefSeq and is a predicted model, not a curated record. The transcript is spliced from 5 exons. Lineage: Eukaryota; Fungi; Ascomycota; Dothideomycetes; Mycosphaerellales; Mycosphaerellaceae.
AUGUCACCAACCAUCUUCGAAGACAAAGCUCCCAAUGUAGCAGCCGCCAUCAUCAUUCUCGUAGCCAUUUCCGCCGUCGUCUUUCCUCUGAGGAUUUAUACGAGAAUUAAACACAAGGCGUUUGGGUGGGAUGAUUUUACUAUGUGUUGUGCUGCGGUCCCGUUUGGAGCUCUCAGUGUCUUUUGUCUUGGAGCAGCUUUUCUUGGAGUGGGAGUACACAAGUGGAAUCUCGAUGAGGAGAAGAGUGAACGUGCCAUGAUGUGGUUCUUCUUCUUCGAAAUCUUCUUCUGCAUAGCCAUCAUCCCCAUCAAACUCAGCAUCUCCCUCAUGCUCAUGCGCGUCGCCGGUCCAAAGAAAAAUUACACAUAUGCUCUCUGGGGAAUGGCCUCACUCUUCAUUCUCGCCAACACAAUUUCUUUUUUGUACAUUCUCUUCCGUUGCACACCGAUUAGUUUUGCCUGGAAUACCAAAACUCCCGGAGGAAGUUGUUUACCGAGUCGCGAUCUCGCGGAUGUGUAUUAUGCGGAUACGGCGGUGAAUAUUUUGACGGAUUGGUUUUGUGCUUUAAUUCCCCUCCCCCUCCUCUACACCCUCCAACUCAACCUCAACGCCAAACUCUCCGUCGGCUUCCUCCUCUCGCUCGGAAUUCUCGCAUCCCUCUCAGCUUGCAUCCGACUCAAAUACACCGUCAAUCUCAACAAUUCCGACGAUUAUCUCUACAGUGUCGCAGACGUCAUGAUUUGGGGAUACGCCGAAAAUGGCGUCGGAUUUAUCGUCGGAUGUGUUUCGACUUUACGGCCGUUGUUUCGUGAGAUGUUUUCUCUCGGCGGUGGGAAUCAUAGUGGCGGUGGGGGGAGUGAGACGGACUUGGAGGAGCUGGAUCUGGAGCAGCAGGAAGAGGAGUGGGAAAACCCUCUUUGA